ACCUCGACACCCAGCAAGGAAGUACCGAAAGUACCCUUCUCUCUCCUCUGGGCUCUGUUCUCCACCCAAAUCCAGCCAAAACCCCUCCCCCCCCUCCUUUCGGUUCGGCGAUCGGCGGCGGCGGCGAUGAGCGCGGUGAACUUAACGAACGUGGCGGUGCUGAACAACCCCACCUCUUUCGUCAACCCUUUCCAGUUCGAGAUCUCGUACGAGUGCCUCGUCGCCCUCGAGGACGAUCUGGAGUGGAAGCUUAUAUAUGUUGGAUCGGCUGAAGAUGAGAACUAUGAUCAGCAACUUGAGAGUGUGCUUGUUGGCCCUGUGAAUGUUGGGACAUACCGUUUUGUUCUGGAGGCCGACCCCCCUGAUCCCUCAAAGAUCCGCGAGGAGGACAUAAUCGGUGUCACGGUGCUUUUGUUGACCUGUUCAUACAUGGGGCAGGAGUUCAUCAGAGUAGGCUACUACGUGAACAAUGAUUAUGAUGAUGAGCAACUUAGGGAAGAACCCCCGGCGAAGCUGCUGAUUGACCGGGUGCAGAGAAAUAUUUUGACCGACAAGCCCCGGGUCACCAAGUUCCCCAUCAAUUUCCAUCCUGAAACAAGCGGAGGACAGCAGCAAGAUCAACCACAAUCAGCUGUACCUGAAAACCCUACAGGCGAAGGGAGCAAGGCCAGCACAGAUCUUUGACCGGGUCUGAAAACUUGGGAAUGCCAAAAUUUUGAUCUGCAUGCCUUCUAGGUGAGAUUGCAAUAUCAGAUGGCUUCCUGGGAUGCUGCUGCUACCUGAACCGUCUGUUCUGGUGCGCCACUAAACUAGACUAUAACCAAAAACUCACAUUGGUUAGCCAUGUGCCUGUAGUGGGUAGGCUCUGACACACUGCGUCCUUUUGCUAGUGAUGAACUGUAAGCUGGAUGUUCAUCCAGUAGUGUUCCUGUGCAACCGUGGUUGUCUUGUCUCUUGGAUUAUGCCUGCAAUCGCAAGGGUUCGUUAGAUGA
Messenger RNA from Triticum urartu, 992 nucleotides. RefSeq names its product histone chaperone ASF1B-like. Gene Ontology annotation, cellular component: chromatin; nucleus. Gene Ontology annotation, molecular function: histone binding. NCBI's taxonomy places the organism in Eukaryota, Viridiplantae, Streptophyta, Magnoliopsida, Poales, Poaceae. The record is from RefSeq and is a predicted model, not a curated record. Gene Ontology annotation, biological process: DNA replication-dependent chromatin assembly.